AUGCCUCGUGGAAACGCCCAACAGACAAAGGUCGUCUACAAGGGCAAGAGCGACGACUUCGUCGUCUACGUUGACUCGAUCGAGGACCUCCAGAAGUGGAAGAAGGACUCGUCUAUUCCGCUUGCGCAGGUGGUCAAUGGGUGGAAGGUGUUUUGUACACACAAACAAGGCGCGCAAGGCAUCAUGGACGAAGCGUCCAAGGCCAACCUAUCUGACGAGUUUGGCACCGCCGAUGAGGAGGAGGUCAUGAAGAAGAUAUUGCAAAGCGGGUCACCGCAGGUCGGAGUAGCGAGCGAGCGCCAGGGAGACACCAACAUCAGCAAGGGUGCUCAGGUCGCCCAUUAA
This is a messenger RNA of Morchella sextelata, 345 nucleotides long. RefSeq lists its product as uncharacterized. The coding region runs from base 1 to 345 and encodes 114 amino acids. Lineage: Eukaryota; Fungi; Ascomycota; Pezizomycetes; Pezizales; Morchellaceae. The transcript is spliced from 3 exons. The record is from RefSeq and is a predicted model, not a curated record.